CGGAGGUCGUUUUUUUCCAGGCAUUUUCGUUACAGCCAAGGCACGUGCUGUUAUUUAGCAGAGGCAGUUGCUGUGUCGGUAGGACAUAGGAGAAGCUGGCGUCCUUUCCAGCCUGGUAGCGGUGGAAGCUUGGGUUUGUGAAGAGCCUGCUUAGGUGAUGGCCGCCAUUCCUGCUGCAGAAAGCGUACUCAUGGGUCUGAAAUCUGAAGAAGGACUUGCUGUUGCUUUUGUUUCUGCUCGCACGAUUUUGAACGAUGUGGUUAAGGCUUUGGAGGGCUCCAUGCCUUCCUAUUCGUUUAGCAGCGUUGAUGGCCUUUAUGUGGCGAUUGGUUUUUUGGUUGUCCUCUUAAGAGAUGAGAUAUAUGAUUUUACUCUUCUUGAGGCAAUCGGAGAUGCAGCGCCGACGAAGGACAAAGCAGAGGAGGCCGCAGCGAAAGCACUCAUUUCUGCAGCAAAGCGCGAGUUCGGUGUUGUGGUGAGUGAUUUCAGCUUCAAAGAGGAAGAAGCUCUCCGGAAGGAGAACGAAAUCCUUCGCAAGAACAACCUGAUGCUUAGAUCUGGUUGGGUUCAGUCAGUUGAUCAUCUGGAGAUGCUUCAGAAAACCUUGGAAUCCAUCACGGUGGACGUUCUUGGCAGCUGCCCAAGGAUUUCCAUUGGUCAACUCACUCAUAAGGCUGCUGUCUGGGCUGAGGAGAAUGUUUCGGGUGCUACAACUGCGGUGCAAGAGAUGGCCUGCGAGUCCAUGGCUGAGAACUGAUGAGCUUGCUGCAGUUUGGUUACAUUGCCUGUAGUUUGUGUAGUUGUUUGCUUGUUAGAAACACAAGCUGCAACAAUGUUUUUGUGCCUGAAAACGGCUUGUUGAAUUGAUCAGAAUUUGUACAGAAUGUUUCUGCUACUACUAUGUAAGAGUAUAUGUAUGUGUAUGUAUGUGUUUGCCUAUAAC
Messenger RNA from Panicum virgatum (switchgrass), 943 nucleotides. RefSeq lists its product as uncharacterized. Bases 158 to 757 code for a protein of 199 amino acids. The record is from RefSeq and is a predicted model, not a curated record. NCBI's taxonomy places the organism in Eukaryota, Viridiplantae, Streptophyta, Magnoliopsida, Poales, Poaceae. The transcript is spliced from 2 exons.